GUUGGCGAAGGAUCGACUGCCAAACGACGCAAACACGCCUGGAAGGCGACGAUGAUUUUGCAUGCAGCGACUUACUGUUUUGCAAUUGUGGGAUUGUUUUUAUGACACGGUAGUAUUCCUCUUCACCGAGCAGCGUGUUGGAGAUUGUAAAGCAAUUUCCUGUCAGUAUUCCUCUUCACCGAGCAGUGUGUUGGAGAUUGUAAAGCAAUUUCCUGUCAGUCUAAUAGAUACAAAUACUCUUAUACCGGUACUUUAGCGCUCCUCUGGAGGUACUAGCUUACUGGUUGGCCUCGCAAGUAGACGCUAAUAGCUACACAAGAGGUACCAUGACAUGACGUGUAUACUUGUUCAUUGGUUUUUUAGCCGUAUGCGAGAGAUUGGCGGGAGACUUUCAGUACACCGAGCAACUGGCUUGAGUAGACGCCUCACAGAGGUAUUUAGAACGAGGAUCGGUAGAUCUAAAUCUCACAUCUUCUAGUUUGGACGAUAGGGAUGGGAUUAUCGAGGUGUAGUUUUGAUGGUGAUAAUAUCGCAUGAUGGUGAAAUCAGGGAACCUGCUAGUAAUAAAUUAUAAGUUUGUAUCCUCUCUUUCAUCCUUCGCGACACUGAAGCGCCGCUCCAGUCAUCCUGGGGUCAUUUUCACGACUUCCGUGUUUGGGCUCGAUUCCCCUGUUGCCAAUCCUGGCGUCGCUUGGAUUCAGUCACCUAUGCCAGGCUUCAAAAGUACACCGGAUCGGGCGCUGGCCUGGGUUCAACUACAGUGCGAAAUUGCCGCUUCACUUGUGAGUCAGCUGUUGGGAAAUCAUGCACUGACCGCAGUUAUGGUUCCUCUGGUUGGCCAGAGGACACAGAGGCAGCGGGCUGGAUGUCGGCAGACCCUGAGCAGCAGAAGGAAUGGGACCCUGAAGCCCGAAUGGGGCCAGUGAGUGUUUUUUAGGUUUUCGUGCAGAGUGAGUUCGAUGAUGAUGGUGUUUUUUCGAGAUUUGGGUUUAUGCUGAGCUGGUUUAAAUUUAUACGAAUGCCUUGUUUGUAGGAUAAUUACUAGCUUGUUUUUGUUUGGUUUAGAGCGCGUAGAACAUGCGACGGGGUUUUUUGAUCAGGCGCAUUCUGUUUAUCAUGUGGUUUUCAGUUUGAAUCCUUGUUAUUUCCAUUUUGAAUUGUUCACACCUCCGACUGUCCUCGAGCGCGUGUCAUUGUUCUAGGUUUUAGAAGUACAAUCAGUCAAAGUUACUGAUUAUGUGUCUUUCUCCCUUGUUGCUGCACGGGAAUGACCGGUUGUUUUUUUGAGGUACCACAGUUUAUGGGCUGCGGCUACCACUACGAUUGCUCUCUUUUCUGUGUAUGAUCGAUCUCGCAGUUCUUGGGAAUGGUAUAGUAAUCGAGCAAUGGGUGAGCAUCAAGAUCAGGC
Molecule: messenger RNA, 1408 nt
Organism: Amoebophrya sp. A25
Lineage: Eukaryota; Dinophyceae; Syndiniales; Amoebophryaceae
Source: the annotation of a GenBank genome assembly